This is a messenger RNA of Prunus armeniaca (apricot), 597 nucleotides long. Lineage: Eukaryota; Viridiplantae; Streptophyta; Magnoliopsida; Rosales; Rosaceae. The record is from the annotation of a GenBank genome assembly.
AUGCAGAACAAUGCUGCACAUCAUCUUCAAGAAAGUGCCACUUGUCACGAAACGGCUGCUUCUGAAAAUGAUUCCCUUCUUUGGUUUGCAGAAUUAAUUUCUUCACAUGAAGGAAAUCCUGACAAUGAGAAUGUGGCAGAAGUUAAGGGAACUGCCUGGGGUGGAGAAGUACUGCUAUAUGCCUCCAAAUCAAGAGAACCCAAGAGAAGAAGUGUCACUUCCCAAACGGCCAUGAAGAGGUCAAGCAGGCAACGAAAGGACUUCCAGAGAGAUGUACUGCCUGGUCUGGCUUCUUUGUCAAGAAAUGAGGUGACCGAGGAUCUUCAAUUAAUUGAAGGGUUGAUUACAGAAACAGGUGGCAGUUGGCAGUCAAGUUUGACACUGAGAAAUGCGGGUAGGAGCGGUAAGGGAAGGGGGAGGAAACGUAUGGGAACUUCUGCUCCCUCUACUACUGAAGUUGCAGUUAGCCAGCCCCAGAUUGAGGAACCGACAUUCGAGGAGCUGCAGGCACUUGAGGAAAGAAGUCUAACAGGUUGGGGUAAGAGGACAAGGCAUCCACCACGGCAAAGAUAUAAUUCUCCUGUUCCUAAAAGAUAA